AGAAGUCCUUUGAGGAGGUGAAGCGAAUGCUGUGUUCUGACCUUAUGCUGACACAUUACGACCCUACACUUGAAAUCGUGGUGGCGGCAGACGCUUCGAAGUAUGGCGUGGGUGCGGUUAUCUCUCAUAAGUUUGCUGACGGAUCGGAAAAAGCGAUCGCACACGCAGCUCGAUCACUGUCGCCAGCCGAAAAGAAUUACGGGCAGAUAGAGAAAGAGGCAUUAGCGAUAGUCUUUGCAAUAAAGAAAUUUCACAAAAUGUUGUAUGGCAGGAGGUUUACCCUGCUUACCGACCAUAAACCACUCCUAGCCAUAUUUGGAUCAAAGGCCGGUAUACCCGUUUAUACCGCGAACAGACUGCAGCGUUGGGCCACGGCCUUACUCGCCUAUGAUUUUGCGGUGAAGUACACGGCUACAAAGGACAUAGGUCAAGCAGACGCACUUUCCCGGUUAUUGGAGCUACAACAGCAUCAGCAGGAAGAAUCUAUAAUUGCAGCAAUCUCCCUUGAAUCAGAGGUCAACCAGGUCUUGAUGGAGAAUUUUAGGAAGCUUCCCGUGACGUUCGACAUGGUACGUGACGCAACUGUGCGAGAUCCCCUCUUGCGCCAGGUAAUCAAAUUUCACACUACGCAGUGGCCAAG
Molecule: messenger RNA, 640 nt
Organism: Dicrocoelium dendriticum
Lineage: Eukaryota; Metazoa; Platyhelminthes; Trematoda; Plagiorchiida; Dicrocoeliidae
Source: the annotation of a GenBank genome assembly